AAGCAUCUUGGGGAUUUUCUUUCAAAACCUUCAAAUAUCGAUAUUCUUAAAGCUUUUGUGGAACUAUUUGACUUUAGCGGGAAACGUAUGGAUGAAGCUUUGCGAGAGAUGCUUGAGACAUUUCGAUUACCUGGUGAAGCACAACAAAUUUCUAGAAUAAUGGAAGUUUUCGCAGAAACAUAUUUUGCUUCUGGACCUUCGGAAAUUGCAUCACGAGAUGCUGCCUUUAUUUUAUCGUUUUCAGUCAUUAUGUUAAAUACAGAUUUACAUAAUCCUCAAGUUCGUCGUAGAAUGACACUUGAGGAUUAUAUGAAAAAUCUUCGCAAUGAAAACAAUGGUGAAAAUUUUCCUCCAGAAUAUUUGCAAGCAAUCUAUGAGGCUAUUCGGGGAAAGGAGAUUGUUAUGCCUGAAGAGCAUGAAGGACAAUUGGGUUUCAAUUAUGCUUGGAAAGAGUUAUUGCGCAGAGCGGAGAGUGCUGGUCCAUUGAUAAUAUGUGAUGUAGCUUUGUAUGACAAAGAUAUGUUUAUGGUUGCAUGGAAACCUAUAAUAGCAGCAAUUAUUUAUGCUUUUAAUUCUGCGUCGGAUGAUAAUAUACUUCAGAAAGCUAUAACUGGAUUUCAUCAAUGCGCGUUGAUUUCAGCACAUUAUCACUUACUAGAUGUUUUUGAUUAUAUUAUAAUGUCACUUGUAAAAUUAACUGGCUUACUUGAAACCAGAUUUGCAAAUGGGAAUGCAAAUAUCCCCGUAAAAGUCCAAGAUACUGAGUUAACAGUUAGCGAACUCUCUAUACAAUUUGGACGGAACUACAAAGGACAAUUAGCAGCAGUCGUAUUAUUUGCGGUUGCUAAUGAGCAUGGAAAUAUGCUAAGGGAAGGAUGGAAAUAUAUUUUAGAGAUCUUCAAAAAUCUCUUCAUUAAUUCGUUAUUGCCAAGUUCAAUGCUUCAAGUUGAAGAUUUUUUGGCUGGAAAAACCACAAUCCCAUUAAAACCUAAAAAUGCUUCAUUAACAAAACAAGAAAGAAAUCGCGAUAAUUCUUUGUUAUCCACUCUCUCUUCAUAUUUGUUAUCACCAUAUUCUAGUAAUUAUGAGUAUUUACGAAAUGAACCUACCGAAGAAGAGAUUGAGCUUACUAUGUGUACAACUGAAUGUGUUAUGGUUUGUCGAUUAGAUGAUCUUUUUGCGGACAUUAGACUUUUAGAGGAGGAUUCUCUCGAACAUCUUAUGAAUGCAAUUAAAUUUAUUGCUGAUGGAUUUUUGACUAGUGACUCUAAGAAUCUGCAACGAUCGUCAACUCCCGUAUCUAUUAAUCAACCUGCAUCAAAAACUACUACACAGACUGAUGCUCCAAUACCUUACGACCCAGCUGCGAUAUUUUUCCUGGAACUUAUGAUUAAUGUUACAUUACAAAAUCGCGAUCGCAUCCAGCCAAUUAUAUUUGAGCAUAUUUCCGAUAUUUUAAUUAAUUCACAAAAUCAUAGCAUUCUUUUGGUUGAAAGAACUGUUGUUGCACUUUUAAGAUUGUGUAUUCGGUUAACUCAUAAGGAAGAAAUGGUAUCUGAUGUUCUUCAAUCGUUAGAACUCCUAAAAGCGUUGCCACGAGAGGUCAUCAAUGCUGUAGGUGAACAAAUGAUGGCCGGGAUUCUCAAUCUUAUCAAAUCAGAUGCUUCUUACAUAAGAGGAAAAGCACCUUGGGAAACUGUAUUUUAUUUACUUAGUGCGACAUCAAAUCACCCUCAAGCAUCAAAAUAUUCUUUUGAGACAAUCGCAUGUCUUGUUGGCGAACACAAGAAUAUUAGCAUUCAUAAUUUCAGUGAAAGUGUUGAACUCUUAACAGAGUUUGCAUCAGCUGCUACCUUUACAGGAGGAAGUGAAAUACAUAACGAUUAUAAUAAAAAUUCUAGGUUCCGUAUUUCUAAAACACAAACAGCUAUCAUCGAAAGAGCUCGUAGAGCAGUUGAACUAUUAUACCAGUUGUAUAUCGAGAUCCCAAAAUUAUUAAAUGAUUCUGAAGCAUCUCCUGGUGAAGCUUGGUCUACUUAUUGGCUUCCUAUAUUGACUGGCUUAAGCCAACAAUGUUAUAAUCCUUGCCGUGAUGUGAGGCAAUAUGCUAUAACAUACCUUCAACGGGCAUUACUUGAUCCAGAACUGGUAUCGCAUGGAGUUACAGAAUGGGUAGUCAUAUUUGAUGUUGUACUAUUUCCAUUGUUAGAUCAACUUUUAAAGCCAGAAAUAUUUGAAGCUGAUCCUGUGGGUAUGGAAGAGACUCGAAUGAGGGCAUCUGCACUACUAUGCAAAAUUUUUUUACAUUAUCUGAAUAAGCUUGCUGAAUGGGGAGGAUUAACGUCGUUAUGGUCACAAAUAUUGGACAUAAUGGAACGUUAUAUGGAUAAUGAGGCGAUUCCUGAAUCUCUUAAAAAUAUGCUACUGGUCAUGUCUACAUCCGGGAUCCUUAAUCCUCCGAUAUCACCAAACGAAACAACUACUACUUUGGACGAACCUAAUAAAGCUUCUAAUCGAACUCCAAUAGAGUUAUGGAAUAUCACUUGGACAAAGAUAGAUAAGUUUUUACCAAAACUAAAAGAUGAACUAUUUCCUCCAACUUCGUCUUCGAAUCAAUCAUCAUCGCUACCUGACAACAAUUUGUCUCAAGAAUUGACAUCUGAAAGUAAUUUGCAAUCAGGAUUCGAAAUAAUUGAGCAGCAUGCACAAGAUAUUAUUGUCAAUGAGUCGUCGUCAUCUUCGAUUGCUCCAAAGUUAGAAAAAACUGAAGCUGCUGAAACAGAAAAAAUUGUAGAAUCUACAAGUAUUGAAGUAGUGUUAGCUAAUACAAACUCCAGUUUAUCAGAUGAU
This is a messenger RNA of Ambispora leptoticha, 2850 nucleotides long. The record is from the annotation of a GenBank genome assembly. Lineage: Eukaryota; Fungi; Glomeromycota; Glomeromycetes; Archaeosporales; Ambisporaceae.